Messenger RNA from Fragaria vesca subsp. vesca, 1179 nucleotides. RefSeq lists its product as uncharacterized. The transcript has a single exon. The coding region runs from base 1 to 1179 and encodes 392 amino acids. NCBI's taxonomy places the organism in Eukaryota, Viridiplantae, Streptophyta, Magnoliopsida, Rosales, Rosaceae. The record is from RefSeq and is a predicted model, not a curated record.
AUGGUAGCAACCGAUAACCAGAACUCCUUCCUCAACCGGAUAAGCAUCCGGCGAAACCAGGUCGUCACCAUGGAAGGUAACCACGACCCAGAGAUCGAAGACCUUGAACACUUCCAGAAACAUGUCGCCGAUCGCUUCCACGACCUUCUAUCUCCUCCCGACGACUACCCCUCCGAGCCUUUCCUCUCCAUUGCAUGGAUACGGAACCUUCUAGACGUUUUCCUCUGCUGCGAGGCCGAGUUCAAAGCCGUCGUCCUCAUGGGCCGCGAUCCGACUCAGAUUACCAAGCCACCUCUCGACCGCUUGGUACCGGAGUUUCUUGACCGAGUUGUUAAGGCUUUGGACAUCUGCAACGCUGUCUCCAACGGCGUUGAGUCGGUCAGACAUUUCCAGAAGCUUGCUGAGAUUGCGGUUUCGGCUUUGGAGCAGCGGCCGAUCGGUGACGGGCAGGUAAGGCGAGCUAAGAAGGCGUUGAGUUCUUUGGUGACGGCGAUGGCGAUUGAGGACAAAGAAGGACAGACUAAUAAGAUGACGGAGAGGACGUGGUCGUUUGGUAGGAGGACAGGAGUUUCGGGGUCGAAUAAGGACCGAGCCGCCGGGCAUUUCCGGGUCUUGUCUUGGGGAAUGUCCAAGGGGUGGUCCGCUGCAAAGCAGAUACAAGCUAUGUCGACGAACAUGGUGGCGCCGAGAGGGAAUGAGACGUCGAGUUUGGUCCAGCCGGUGUAUAUUAUGAGCACUAUUAUGUUGUUUGUGAUGUGGAUAUUAGUGACUGUUGUGCCCUGCCAGGAGAGGACGGGGCUGAUGACGCAUUUUCCGCUGCCGAGGAACUUGGUGUGGGCGCAGUCGUUGAUUGGCUUGCAAGACAAGAUAGCAGAGGAGUGGAAGAAGAAGGAGAAGAAAUGCGCGGCGGGGCUAAUGGAGGAGAUGCAGAAGAUGGAGAAACUAGGGCAGUCAUUGAUCGAGUUUGCGGAUAGUUUUCAGUUUCCGGUAGAGGCAGGGAAGCUGGAGGAGGUGGCAGCGCAGGUGGCGGAGCUGGCGGAGAUUUGUAGGAGGAUGGAGGAAGGGUUGGUGCCUCUGCAACAACAGAUAAGGGAACUGUUCCAUAGAGCUGUGAGGAGCAGGAUGGAAGUGCUUGAGGUUUUGGACCAAGGUGGUAAAGGUACUCCACCCAUGAUGUGA